Messenger RNA from Pseudozyma flocculosa PF-1, 3489 nucleotides. RefSeq lists its product as uncharacterized. Gene Ontology annotation, biological process: positive regulation of transcription from RNA polymerase II promoter by galactose; DNA-templated transcription. The transcript has a single exon. Gene Ontology annotation, molecular function: zinc ion binding; DNA-binding transcription factor activity, RNA polymerase II-specific; RNA polymerase II cis-regulatory region sequence-specific DNA binding. Gene Ontology annotation, cellular component: nucleus. NCBI's taxonomy places the organism in Eukaryota, Fungi, Basidiomycota, Ustilaginomycetes, Ustilaginales, Ustilaginaceae. The coding region runs from base 1 to 3489 and encodes 1162 amino acids. The record is from RefSeq and is a predicted model, not a curated record.
AUGGGCUUCAUCAAGGCCGAGACCCAGCCUGCCUACCAACCCGUGCCCACGGGCCAGGCCAGCAGCUCUCACUCCGACCACUUCGCCUUUCUCCCCUUUGCCCCACCCUCGAUGGACGGCCUCCAGCCCGCCGAGCUGUGCAAGCAGGGCCUCGGCAGCGAUGGCCGUUCCAAGGUGGCGCGCGCCUGCACCGAGUGCAAGUCGCGCAAGAUGCGGUGCGACGGCGGCCUCCCCUUCUGCGGUCGCUGCAUCACGCACAGCCGUACAAAGUCGUGCGCCUACGUCGACCCGCCCAAGCGCUCCCCCAUCACCCGACAGUAUGUCAGCUCGCUCGAGACGCAGCUGGAGGAGGCCAACCGGAGAAUCGCAGAGAUGGAGGCCAAGACAUCCAGCGAGGCCACGGCCUCGGGCGCAAGCGGCCCCUCGUCAGCAUCAAACGGCGACAAGGUUGCGGGCUCAACCGCCACCGACGCCGCCUCUGCGGCCGACGGCGAAGACGCGGCAGCCGACAGCCUGGCCACCUCUUCUUCCAACCCGGCAUUGUCCCCUCCGGCCUCGACAUCGACGAGGAGCCGAGCCUGGACGAUCGGGCAGGGCAUCGGCGCCGCCGAGCGCGACAGCCUCAACUCCAAGAAGCGCACACGCACCCACGGCGGAAGCAGCGGCGCCGCCAACGAGGUCGGGUCGAGCAACGCAACGGCGACCGUUGCCGGUAUGGGCUCGCCCUCGUCGUCGAGGUCCCUCGACGUGCCGCAGCGGCCAUCGCUGCAGGCACAGCGCCAAUUCACGUCGCUCCGCAACAUCUACCCGCCGCCCAAGAGCCUGGUCGAGCGCUCCGACGACGCUACACUCGGAGCCGGCACGUUCAUCGGCCUCAGCACCGCCACCGCCGUCCUGCGCGUCAUCAGCCAGCUCUGCAAGGCGGCCCAGACGGCUCCGUCGGUCGCUGGUCGCCCGCGCAACUUCGACGUAACCACCACGGGCGAAUCCGACGACGGCGCCAGCGAGCACCGCUCUCAGCACCAGCGCGAAGACUCGCCCGAGCUCACUUGCGAGACGCUCGUACGCGUCGACGGAGGCCCGCUCGACGACGGACACCCGAGCACCAUUGAGCGUUACUCGGCCCACCUGCUGCCCAUGGACACCGACCCGGCGAUGUGGUCCGAGUCUCACCGCCACGCCGCCGACGGCCUUCUCGACGCCUACUUUGAGCUCCACCACCCAGCCUACCCGAUCCUCCACGCCGCCACCUUCAAGGGUCAGCUGCGUGGCGAGCUUCCGCGACCGAGCGCCGGCACCUGGCCCAUGCUACUCAACAUGGUCUUUGCACUUGGCUCGUUCGAGAGCCGCCUCUCGGCCGACGCCCCCGAGCUCGAUCUGCACUACUACGGACUCGCCCGCAAGGCCUACAACUCGGCCAUCUUCACCGAGCCGAGUGUCGUCACGGUCCAAGCGCUCGCCCUGAUGGCCAACUACUGUCAGAAGCGCAACUUCUACUCGACGUCGUGGAUGGUGCUCGGCUCGGCCGUCCGCAUGGCCAUCUCGCUCGAGCUCCACCUCGAGAAGCCUGCCUCGCCCAAGUCGCGCUCGCCGCUCGACAAGGAGCUCCAGCGCCGGCUGUGGUGGACGCUCUACACGAUGGAGGCCGACAUGGGCCUGAGCUUCGGCCGUCCCAACGGCAUCAGUGGCGUACCUGCCGAUGUCGAGCUGCCGCGCAACAUCGACGACUCUGACGUGGCCAUUGACGGCGCCGAGCUGCCCGACGAGACCGACGGCCCCUCGCGAUGCUCGACGCUCAUCUGCCACUCUAGGUUCGCCGCCGACAUCUCGCUGCCGAUCCAGGACCGGCUGAUGCGUGCGCCGACGCCGGCCAUCGAGGAGAUCCGCGCCUUCGACCUCACCAUCCAGGACUACGUCGACAAGCUGCCCGAGUACAUGCAGGGCUCCGAGCUUGACCGGGCGCCCGGCUGGUUCACCCACGCCGCCACUCGCCUGCGCUGGCGCUGCAACAACCUGCGCAUGAUCAUGUUCCGGCCCUUCCUCCUCUCGGCCGCACUGGCCGCCUCGGUCGCUCGCCAGCGCGGGGCGGUUCGGCCGGCGCAGCGUCCGGCGGUCAAGCAGGCAAUCGCCCUCUGCCGCCAGCUGGCCAAGGACAACGUCGAGUCCAUCGCCCAGUACUGGGACAGCCACGACCACAACCAGGCGGCCAGCUGGCACGCUGCCUACUUCCUCACCCAGAGCGCCUUUAUCCCGCUCGUCUCGAUCCUCGACGACCCGACCUCCCCCGACGCCGGCGAGUGGCUCGACCUGCUCAAGACGUGCAAGGCGCUGCUCGAGGACAUGGGCAACAUCACGUCGGCCGCGCUCAAGUGCCGUGACCUGAUCCAGUCGGUCACAGCAGGCCUGCUCGACGACCACAUCGCCGAGAGCCGACGGGCGCGCGACCAUCACGCCGGUCACCCGCACCACCUGCACCACCAGCUCCAGCACCACCAGCACCACCAUGCCUGGCUACAGAGCCCGGCCGACCCCGCGACCAUCGAACCAAUGUUCUGGGCGCAGCCGUACGCGGCCAGUGCCAGCAGCGAUGGCACCGACCUCUCGGACGUGGGUGGGCCAUCGUCGCUUGGCUUCUCGCUGGGAUCGGUCGGGAGCGACGGCAUGCCCAUGUUCGACCUCCACUCGCAGAUUGUCCAGACGUCGCUCGAGCAUCGCCCCUCGCUGGCCGAGACGAUCGAUGCUUGGACCGACGUCCGUCCCACGACGACAGGCUCGCAGUGGUCCGACGCCGGGUCCCACUCGUCUAUCAAUGCAGAAUCGCGGCAACAUCUGCAGCCGGGAAACGGCGCCGGGGUCCACCAGCUCGGCGCCAACGGCGCAGGGCCGUCAACGUUUGGCCGUCAGCGCCACUCGUCGUCGGCGGCAUCGAUGACCAACUCUUGGACCUAUGGCUUCCACCUCGGCGACCAGCAAGGCCCCAGCGACACCGCCGCUGGCAUGCCGGAGGCCUCGCUGUUUGCCCACUUCCCGACGCGCAGCCUGGUCUCGAGUCACUCGCAGCAGCAGCAACCGCAACCUUCGAGCUCGGCACGCCCCAUGACUGGCGACGCUGACAGCCACAUCCCAUCGUCUGAUGGGUUCGGCGAUCCGCAGUGGAGGCAUGCAGCGCCGGCCGUCCCGCCGCACCACCAUCAGCAACACCAACACCACCACCACCACUCUCAGCAGCAGCAGCACGACCACCCGACCGGCGACAGCCACGACUCGUGGUGGUCGAACCUUUCCAGCUUUGCCCAGGACCAGCAUCCGCACGCGCCGUCGCAGGGCGGCCCGCACGCGCAGCACCACUCGGGCGCCGGGACGUCGUCCAACGCCGCUGCACCUGGUGGCGACGGCAACAACGUCGCUUCCUCACAGGCGCCGACCGCUGGGUCGUCGCACCAGCACGACGACCACUUUUUCGACCACUCGGCGUUCGCUGGCUUCUGA